GAUUUCAAUUUUCAUGCCAUGCGCAAUUGUAAUCGUGCUGUUGUUGUUAUACCUAGCGAGUUCAUAAUAAUUGGAUUCACGUAAUAUUUGUUAUAUCACAGUUCACACCCUAUCCUUUACGUCGCAAGCUAGGGCGUGUUCUUCAGUGUUAUACAAUGGGUGAUACAAGAAAGAAGAAAAAGUUUUACUUUCGGAAAGGAAGAAAUAAAUAUUUUCUAGAACCCGGCUUCAGAGGUUUCUUUUGCACGUGUAACUUCCGAGAAAAAGAAUGUGUAAAGGAGAUGUACAACUUAUUAAAUGAGUAUGCUGUAAAAGUGUACCCUGAUCUGGAAAAUGCACCACCGAUAGCUAGAAAGGACGAAAAUGAUCACUCAGAAAGUGAAUCUGAAAGUGAAAUGACUGACAUUGGAGAACAGCUCAGGCGGGAGGUGGAUAACAUGAAGAAAGACUCACAAAAAGCUCUCAGGCACAAAAGGUUUCAGGUAGUAGAGACUGGAGCAUCAAACUGCAUCUUUAUAAAAACUAAUUUGUCCUAUCCAGAAGAAUUGACUGCAGCUAUUAUCAAAGAUUUGUGUCUCACAAAAGUGCAGAAGACAAGGCAUGUUCUGCGCUUUUUACCAAUCAUGGCAACUUGCAAAGCCAAUUUACCUGAUAUAAUGGAGUGUGCAGGAAAGUUAUUUGAUAGAUUUUUCUUGAAAAAGUCAUCAACAUUUGCGAUUAUUUUCAACAAAAGAUUCAACAGCAGUGUUUCAAGAGAUUUGAUAAUAAAAGAGCUGGCGGAAAUGAUUGUUCUUAAGAAUAGUGAUAACAAAGCCGACCUUAAGAAUCCUGGACUGUGCAUAAUUGUUGAAGUAAUCAAGGGAAUCUGUCUGCUCAGUAUUGUUGAGGAUUACUUUACAUAUAAAAAAUAUAAUUUACAUGAAAUUUGUAAGGACAAUUCAAACAUGGAGAGUGAAGACAGUCCAGCUAAGAAGUUCAAACCUGAUGUGACAGAUGAUGUAACAACAGUUGUGUGACCAAUUAAAUUAUUGUAUUGUGAUCUAUUUAAAGUUUAAUUUACAAUAUUUCUAUAUCUAGUUUAAGGCAACCUGCGCCCCCUAUACCAUUAAUUCUUGCACCAAAUUUUUCUACUUCAAACUUUAUGAUUAAAUCUUCUAAAUAUUAAAAUAAACUUUUUGUUUAAAACAAA
Molecule: messenger RNA, 1189 nt
Organism: Leptidea sinapis
Lineage: Eukaryota; Metazoa; Arthropoda; Insecta; Lepidoptera; Pieridae
Product: THUMP domain-containing protein 1 homolog
Exons: 1
Coding region: 156-1016 (286 amino acids)
Biological process (GO): tRNA modification
Molecular function (GO): RNA binding
Source: RefSeq, a predicted model, not a curated record